CUAGUACGCGCAGCGUUUCGGGCAGGAGAUAAGAGAUACUGUAAGAGAUAAGAAACAUGGAAACCUUUUAAAGCAGUGGUCUGGAUUAAUAUCUUCGAAUUUCUUCAGGAAAUUAAUGGUUUCCGUGAGCUCGGCCCCAUAUCAUGCACCACCAAGGAUCUCAUGAUAAAUGAAAAUGGCUUAUUUAGUGUUGAUUGCGAUUAGUGUGGCAGCAUCUCUUAUGCCAGUGUCUUCGGGUUCCACUUGCCCGCUGGUCCUCAAAACCAGUGCCCAGGUGGAACGAAGACUGCUAAAUGAAGGUUUCCACAGAGACUUGGAGACCACAAUUUUUCUUUCAUCUCCAGAGGACCUGCAGUCAUGUGUGGUUCUCAUUAAGGAAGUCUUCCCUCCGGGCUCGUAUGUUGACCCUAAUCAGCUUCGCUUCCUCAAGCAACUUGGUGGCCCUGACUUUCAUAUUCCUCAGAUUAUCAACGUUGAGACCCCAGAACACUUAUCACCUCGAAUUCUCGCAUAUUUUUAUGCAUUACCGAGUCCACUGAAUGAUGGUAGAUGGCUGGUAAAUAUGACUGUCCCUGUCCACCUCCGCUAUCACAGGGCUCGGAGCGGAGAGUCUUAUCCACUGGAAGUUGCAGUAAGGCUCCUGCACCCGGCUGUGCUUCUACAGUGCGACGAUGUUGGUGGAGAUGCGUGUAGGCCUCUAGUGCAGUUAGAGCCGUGUCCUCCAGAUGGCGUGCAUCAAUGUGAAUGGCUGCCUGUGCACACCUUUAGUACAAGUGAAGCAGUAAUGGGGAUGGUACCAGUGGGCAACACAGACCUGUUGGACACUGUGCUGCUCACCACCACCUGUAUCACCGCUGGGGCUACGCUCCUCAUCCUAGCAACACUUAGGAAAAAGUAAAUUCAUCAAAUCUGAAAGCUGUAUCUCUAAACUAUUUUCCUACAUCAUUAUAAGUGUUACUUAUAAUGGAGUGUAUUAAACAAAAGACAAGUGUAUUAUAUGACAAUGUUUUAUCUAGUCAAGAGUAUGUUAAGAUAGAAACUGUAAAUAAACUAACGAUAUUCUAAUAAUGUAUUGAAGAUUUUUUAAAUGGUGUGAAUAAAACCCUGUAAUUAAAUAUUUUAGCAACUGAGGGACAACUUAUUUGUAGUUUGAUAUUUUAUAUAUAUAUAUAUAUAAUUAUAAGCUUCUCAGAAGUGAACAACCUGAGAAUCUUGUGUGGUUUUAGGAGGAUAGAUUACAUGGUUUCCAUAUUUUCAUUCUUAGAGUGCAUAUUUUUGUAAAUGGUAUGAAAAAGAAGAGUAAACAGAGAUAGUUUGGUAAUGUUGAAGGAAUUAUGCUGAUCAAGCAGUAAAGAGUGAAAUAUAAGAUAGAGAGAAAGGUUAAGAAAAUAAACAGGUAUUGUGAGGAGCAACAAGUGAAUGAGAGUAGUAUGGGAAACAAGAUAGGGGAUCAAAUCUAGGUGGAAACAUUUAUUUGUUUAAUGGGGAAUGAUUAUCAGGACAGAUUUGUAUAUGGGAUCUCAUGAUGAGCGCUUAACUCCUAUCAUUAUUAAGUGGACCAAGUUUUGCUGUGAAUGAUUUGCGGUCGUGUAAUUGUUGGUGUCCACUCGGGACAAAUGCCUUACAUCACUAUGUAAUUGAAUGUGAAAAAAUAUUUGAAUUUAGAGAAUUCUAUCAAAUGUUCAAGUAUAUUUCAUUUAAAAUUAUGUAAUACCAGAAAUCCCAAGUUUGCUUACUAUGGAUAAUUCAAACAUGUGUUUGUAAACUUUCCACUACCACCCACAAGAUGGGUGUUGGGGUGCCUGAUAAGCAAAUUAAAAUUCUAUGUAACUAGCUCACCACAAAUGUAAAUUAUGCGGCUUAAGAGAUUGGUGUGGAUCCAGUUCUUGAACCAGUUAUGCUAUACAAAAGUUUAUGUACUGUAUACAUAUUAAACUAUGUAACUAGUUUAUGAAGACUGUAACAUGCUUAGCUAAAGGAA
Procambarus clarkii (red swamp crayfish) is the source of this 1981-nucleotide messenger RNA. RefSeq names its product phosphatidylinositol-glycan biosynthesis class X protein. NCBI's taxonomy places the organism in Eukaryota, Metazoa, Arthropoda, Malacostraca, Decapoda, Cambaridae. The record is from RefSeq and is a predicted model, not a curated record. Gene Ontology annotation, biological process: GPI anchor biosynthetic process. Gene Ontology annotation, cellular component: endoplasmic reticulum membrane.